AUGCCAUACUCUAUUAACCCUAAACCCGAGCCCUUGCGCUCGUGGAACGCCAACGCCAUCAACGUCCAGAACUCCUCUAGUGUGAAACCCAGAGUUGACACCAAGAAGGAGGACUCCAAGACCACGCCUGUUUUUGAUGACUCAGAAGCUAAAGAGCUGGAGGGAUCCAAGAAUUCCAAGGGCAAACCAUCCGCCUGUGUCUUCGUGGCAAGUCUUCUUUACACCAAGUCUGACGUGGAGUUGUGUAAGUCGGUCACGGACCACUUUGAGCAGUUUGGAAAGAUCGUCAACGUCAAGGUCUUGAGAGACUACUCGGGUCGUCCAUACGCGUUUGUUCAAUACGACAACGACGUGGACUCGAAGAACGCCAUUGCUCAGAGUCACAACACAGUUCUCGAUGGUCGUGUCAUCCGCUGUGAAGCCGCCAAGGUCAACAGAACCAUCUUCAUCACCACCUUCAGCUCUAUCAGCAAGAAUACCGUAAUGGAUACGCUCAAGGAGUUCGGCGAGACGGAGCUUGUUGUUGCUAGUGAUCAGCACGGCAAGAUCAAGCACGCUACUUUAGACGAGGAAUGCCGUUUCUGGUUUGCCAAGUUCUCUUACCGUGACGACGCCAUCAGAGCUUUUGCCAGCUUGACCGAUGACACCGCUUAUCAUGUCGAAUGGGCCAAGAACAUCGAGGAUCAGUGCACGAAUGGCAGGUUCGACAAGUACACGGUCUUCGUUGGCCUGUUGAGCCGUCUCGCUACCCACAACGACUUGGAACGUCAUUUUCAGAGACACGGUGCUGUCAAGUCUGUUUCGGUGAUCCACAAGACGCUGGCGUCGUAUGGAUUUGUCACCUUUGAGGAGGAGGCCUCCGCUGCCAGUGCCGUUGCUAAGGAUAACCACACCAUGUUCAUGGACAGAAACAUCAACGUCCAGUACCGGGAGUUGAGCAACUACCCCAAGAUGAUCUUGUCCUCUGACAUGCCUGUGGUGUUGGCACCCCCUCCGGUCAAUAGUAAGUUCAAGGCUGCUGCCAGAGCCAAGCACGAGAACGAACCCCACGAGAGACCGAGAGCUCCCAGAAGGAGUUUCUCCGGUGGCCUAGACCUGGCCUUCAGAGCCAGAAGAACGUCGCUGUACACCCAAUACAGGGACUACAACAGCAACUGGUCGGGUGCCGCAGAUAGCUACAGAUCGUGGCCCAGAUCCAGAUUUGGCACCGGCGGGCCCGAUGCCGAAUAUCAAGACGACGGAUCCCGCUACUACGUUAGUGCCUCUCCAGAUAACAGCAAAACAAUUAGCUACAGAUUGAGUCAAGAGAAGCUUUCGCAGCUCAGUGAUAUCAGGCUCAAGUCGCUAUAUGACAGGAAACCAGACUACGCAGCGAUCAGCAGUCAACCAUGGAAGAAUCUGCCCAAGUACUUCAAGAACGUGCUUAUAUCAGCAUUGGCUCUUGUAAAAAUGAGCAUACAUGCCAAGCUGGGCGGUUCAAUUGAAAUCAUGGGCAUGCUUACAGGCAAAAUCAUCGGAACAUCCAUCAUCGUCAUGGAUGUGUACUCACUACCUGUGGAAGGCACGGAAACACGAGUAAAUGCCCAAAACGAAGCUUACGAAUACAUGGUUCAGUACCUUGAUCUUAUGAACUCGGCGGGCCGAGAGGAGCACAUUGUGGGCUGGUACCACUCGCAUCCAGGCUACGGAUGCUGGCUCAGUGGAAUCGAUGUUGCCACCCAAAGUCUAAAUCAAAACUUCCAAGACCCCUAUUUGGCCAUUGUUGUGGAUCCCGUGCAGCUGUCGAACCAGGGCAAAAUAGAGAUUGGAGCGUUCAGAACGUUGCCCAUGGAGUACGAAUCCAGAGAGGGCUCCAAGGGCAAGAAUGUGAAUACUCGAUCGAAGGAGAAGAUGAAGGAUUUCGGUAUCCAUGCUGAUCAGUACUAUGCUCUUGACAUUGAGUUGUUCAAGAGCAGAAGCGACGAAGAGUGCAUCAAUAUGAUCUUGAACAAGUCCUGGGCAGCCAACCUAUUCUACUCAGAAAGUGCAUUGCAAGAGUACGACAGAAGACUAAUAGAUAGAGUCAAGCAGCUCAUGAGCGAGUUGAAUUUUGCUCGUGAGGUGAAAGAGCCAAGGGUGUUUAAGCAUUCGUUCGAAGCAUUGGUCAAUCGGCCUGUGAAAGAAGAUUUACAUUUGCGUCAUUUGCGAGAAAGGUUGCUGUGUGGAGCUAGUCAAGGAGAGAGCGAUGAGGAGGUAGUAGAUGACGAAGGCGAUGUUGAUGGAGAGAAUGACGAGGAUGAUGAUGAUGAUGAUGACGACGACGAUGAUGACGAGGAUGACGGCGAUAAUGAAGACGACGACGAAGAGCAGGCCUCCAAGACUGCCAGUGAUAGAGAUGAAGCAGGUGACGACGAAGGCCAGAUGGAAACGGAGGAGGAGCAAAGCAUGGACGGGGAGCCUCUCGAAAUCGGUAACGCCAAAAAGCGCUUGCACAGCACCGAUGAUAGCCGAACCAGUAUUAGAGAAGGCGAGCGUCAGCAGUCGUCCACUCACAAGCGUCUUGCUACUGGCGAUGUUUACAUGAAGUUGAGCAACGAGCUCAAGGCGAAGACGCAGAAAGCACACAGCAAGUUGCGAGAGGACGAGCGUCAGGUCGCUGCGGUGGGCCAUUCCGAGUUACUUCUGAUGCUCGUGAAGCGGGCCCAGAGGAAGGUCUUCGGGUGA
Molecule: messenger RNA, 2703 nt
Organism: Candidozyma duobushaemuli
Lineage: Eukaryota; Fungi; Ascomycota; Pichiomycetes; Serinales; Metschnikowiaceae
Gene: JAB1
Product: COP9 signalosome catalytic subunit
Exons: 3
Coding region: 1-2703 (900 amino acids)
Biological process (GO): protein deneddylation
Cellular component (GO): cytoplasm; COP9 signalosome
Molecular function (GO): RNA binding; metallopeptidase activity; protein binding
Source: RefSeq, a predicted model, not a curated record